ACCACAGUUCCAAACACACACAGCCGGCCAUGAGUGCUUCAGGCACUACCUCUAGUCAGGCGAGCUCUGGGGGACCCAUGAAAUCCUCUGCCAUCAACUUCCCCUUCUGUCCAGAGAUUGGAAAGUAUGAGCGGUUGGCCAAAGUUGGCCAGGGCACUUUUGGGGAGGUGUUUAAGGCUCGCAAUAGGAAGACGAAUGCACUGGUAGCUCUUAAGAAAGUACGGAUGGAGAACGAGACUGAAGGGUUCCCCAUGACUGCACUGAGGGAGAUACGGAUACUGCAACUACUCGACCAUGAGAACAUCGUGUCCCUUAUUGAGAUCUGUAGGACCAAAGCGACUCCGUACAACAGAGAGAGAGGGAGCAUCUACCUCGUGUUUGAAUUCUGUGCCCACGAUCUAGCCGGCCUCCUCAGUUGUGAAGAUGUCAAAUUCUCCUUGGCAGAGAUAAAAUCGAUCAUGAGCCAGUUAUUCAAUGCCCUCCACUUUAUCCACAACAGCAAGAUCCUUCACAGAGACAUGAAAUCUUCAAACGUCCUCAUCACAAAAGACGGAAUUCUAAAACUAGCCGAUUUUGGACUUGCUCGUGCCUUGUUAAAAGGAGCUGCCCGCUAUACGAACAGAGUGGUGACCCUGUGGUAUCGACCCCCGGAGAUCUUACUGGGUGAGAGGAAUUACGGUCCUCCCAUUGAUAUGUGGGGCGCUGGGUGCAUUAUGUGUGAGAUGUGGACCAGACGUCCCAUCAUGCAGGGAGAAACAGAACAGCAUCAAAUCUCUCUCAUCUGUCAGCUUUGUGGGUCAAUAACGCCCGACAUCUGGCCAAGCUGUGACAAGUUGGAUCUGUACACAAAAUUGGAGCUGCCUAAAGAGCAAAAGAGGAAAAUUCGCGAACGCUUACGGCAUUAUAUCAAAGACUCAUUUGCAGUCGAUCUUAUCGACAAGCUACUAUCACUAGACCCCAAGAAAAGACUAGAUGCUGACGCAGCACUUAAUCACGAUAUAUUUUGGGAGCUUCCGAUGCCCUCGAAGACGGACUUGGCACAGAAACUAAGUCGUUACAAGAGCUCCAUGUUUGUGAUGCACUCUAACCCCGGACCUCGUAAUGUAGGGGGCGUGGCAGGUCCCUCGGGAAGGGGGGUGGGCCAAGGGGCCGCUGGAGGACAUAUGCACGAGAGAGUCUUCUAAUUUUUGUGGAAACUCUUUAUUAUGUAUGUACAGUGAUGGUGUCUAUGACAAGUCUGUAUUACUACAGUGCACUUGCUUUUGUGUAUUCUGCUUACAAGUACUCUAUUUCUAUUUCUUCCUUCUUCCUUAUAAAUUAUUCCCGUCAACUGUUUAUUUUUGUAUAUUACAUGUACAUGUA
Molecule: messenger RNA, 1362 nt
Organism: Halichondria panicea
Lineage: Eukaryota; Metazoa; Porifera; Demospongiae; Suberitida; Halichondriidae
Product: cyclin-dependent kinase 9-like
Exons: 4
Coding region: 30-1184 (384 amino acids)
Biological process (GO): protein phosphorylation; positive regulation of transcription elongation by RNA polymerase II
Cellular component (GO): cyclin/CDK positive transcription elongation factor complex; nucleus
Molecular function (GO): ATP binding; cyclin binding; RNA polymerase II CTD heptapeptide repeat kinase activity
Source: RefSeq, a predicted model, not a curated record